CGUCGUCUGUCCACUGCGGCAAUAGGGACGCCAUUUUGUUUAUUUUCGCGUGAAGUGCCGAGGUUCUAGUACGGAGUUGACGAACCCGACGACACAACUGCAGAACUCAGCCGACUUACGGUAGACAGGAAAGUAGAGAUUAUAAGAUAACUGCGAUAAGUGUUGCAAGAAUUGAACAGGUAUUGUCUAGAAGCGUAUAGGAUCGUCGAUAAAGUCUGACUGUUUAUUCGUCGGCGUUAUAAAAAGCGGUCUUGAUUUUGUUCGUGCGCGAAUCGUGGGGAGAUAUAUGUCCGGAAAGUCCCUCCUCGAAGCGGGGGCACGCGACAGCCGCAGAAAUUGGGCGCAUCGCAAGCAAGCACCAAUCGUCCAGCGGUAAAUUGACGGUGUCCGGCCGUAGCAGCGCCGCGAGCAACGAUUUCCCCGUCCUAGGGUUGCCGAAAGAUAUCGUGGGGCACCCCAGGGAUCACUACACGGUCCUAGGGGUCCGUAAGGUCUAUAACAAGGUAGUUAAGAGCCGGAGGAAACCGCGGAACGACAAGGAGAAUUACGGCGGCGGAGGCGGAGAAGAGGAAGACGACGAGAACGACGAAGAACACGACGAACACGACGACGACGAAAACGCAGAUUCUGGUAAAAGGGGUAAAACUUAUCGAGGGGUAUACGAGGAGUCGGGCAACAAGCGGUCACCGCGACAGCCGACGGCUGUUAUUAAUCACCCUGAAGAAGACACCUCGUCGCCGCUAGCCGCGCGCGAGGUCACCGGUGCCGACAACACGACCGUCAACAUCGGCCUCGCUAUGAACCACGUCAACGACAAGGAGAACGUUAAUCAGUUGAACCCCAACCCUGUGCAGGUCAACGAAGUCGAAGAAAUGGACACCCAGGAAGUUGAAUCUAUAGAGACGCAGAACGACGGUGGAGGAGACGGAAACGAGACUCGUCCAGUCAACGGAGAGCCAGAACCUGCCUGUAUCGUACAAGACCAAGACAUGGAGGAAGACGAGGCAAGGUCAGAGGCGACUUUCCGCUACACAGUGGAAAAUUUUUCGAAGAUGAAAGACUCCCAGUUAUCGCCACCUUGCUACGUGCGUAAUCUUCCGUGGAAGAUUAUGGUGAUGCCUCGUAACAGCCAGACGCAAGAACGCCAAUCGCAGCGGUCCCUGGGCUUCUUCUUACAAUGCAACGGGGAAAGCGAAUCGGCUGCAUGGAGUUGCUACGCAGUCGCAGAGCUCAGGCUCCUCUCCCACAAGGAGGGUCAGGAACCUUUCAGUAGAAAAAUUCAACACUUAUUCUACAGUAAGGAAAAUGAUUGGGGCUUUAGUCAUUUCAUGACUUGGCAGGAUGUACUAGAGGUGGACAGAGGCUACAUUAAAGAUGACUCCAUCACGCUUGAAGUCCAUGUGGUAGCAGAUGCACCGCAUGGUGUUAGCUGGGACAGUAAGAAACACACAGGAUAUGUCGGUCUCAAAAAUCAGGGGGCAACUUGUUACAUGAAUUCGCUCCUACAAACCUUGUAUUUCACUAAUCAGUUACGUAAGGCGGUGUAUAAAAUGCCAACAGAGAGUGAUGAUUCUAGCAAGAGUGUCGCAUUAGCUUUACAGAGGGUAUUUCACGAACUGCAAUUUUGUGAUAAACCAGUUGGUACAAAAAAAUUAACCAAAAGUUUUGGAUGGGAGACACUUGACUCUUUUAUGCAACAUGAUGUACAAGAAUUCCUCAGAGUUCUCUUGGAUAAAUUGGAAAGUAAAAUGAAAGGGACAUGCGUCGAAGGGACAGUACCAAAAUUAUUCGAAGGAAAAAUGGCUUCGUUCAUCAAAUGUAAGAAUAUAGACUACACAUCAACUAGAGUGGAAACUUUUUAUGACAUCCAACUCAACAUCAAAGGAAAAAAGAAUAUCGACGAAUCUUUCAGAGAUUAUGUAAGCAAAGAAAUUCUAGAUGGUGACAACAAGUAUGAUGCUGGUGAACAUGGGUUACAGGAUGCUGAAAAAGGAGUAAUAUUUUCAUCUUUUCCACCUGUUUUACACUUACACUUAAUGCGCUUCCAAUACGACCCAGUGACAGACUGCUCUGUCAAAUUUAACGACAGGUUUGAAUUCUAUGAAAAAAUCAACCUUGAGCCGUACCUUCAGGUCCAAGAAUCAACAAGAGCAGAUUACACACUGCACGCAGUUCUUGUCCAUAGUGGUGAUAAUCAUGGGGGACAUUACGUUGUAUUUAUCAAUCCAAAAGGAGACGGCAAGUGGUGCAAGUUUGACGACGACGUGGUGUCAAGGUGUACAAAGCAGGAGGCGAUUGACAAUAACUAUGGAGGCCAGGACGAAGACAUGUCCAUGACAGUGAAGCAUUGUACAAACGCGUACAUGUUGGUUUACAUUCGUGACUCAGAGCUUAAGAAUGUCUUACAAGAGGUCAAAGAAGAGGACAUACCUCAAGAGCUGGUGGACAGGCUGCAAGAGGAGAAGAGAAUGGAACAAAUACGAAGAAAGGAAAGAAGCGAGGCUUACUUGUACAUGACUGUUAACGUCCUUCUCGAGGACAGCUUCGACGGCCAUCAAGGCAACGACCUCUACGAUCCUGAACGUGCACUCUACCGUGUUUUUCGUGUACGCAAACAGACCACCCUUAACGAGUUCCUAGAACAGCUCAGCGAAAGUCUGAAAUAUCCGAUUGAGCAAAUUCGUGUGUGGCCCUUCAGUCCUCGCUCAAACCAAACUUGCAGGCCAACGCUUAUCGAGUUGGAAGCAGAUCUACACAAACCGAUAAACGAGUGUGCAGAGAAUGUAAAUCCUUGGAAUGUUUUUGUCGAACUUGUCCCACCAGACUCUGGCUUAACCGCGCUACCCCCGUUUGACAAAGACACAGAUGUACUAUUAUUCUUCAAACUAUACGAUCCUAAGAAUAAGAAAAUACACUACUGUGGUCAUCACUAUAUGCCAGUAACAGCAAAAGUUCAGGAACUCAUUCCAAUCCUCAAUGAAAGGGCUGGCUUUCCUCCCGAUACAGAACUCGCAUUAUACGAAGAGAUCAAGCCCAACAUGGUAGAAAAAAUUGAAAAUCUGACAGAGCCGUUGGAAAAGGUACUUGAAGAAUUGAUGGACGGAGAUAUAAUUGUCUUUCAAAAAGAGGAACGUGACACAGAGGUUUAUGAGUUACCCACAUGUCGGGAUUACUUCAAGGACUUGUUUUAUAGGGUAGAAGUAACGUUCUGCGAUAAAACAAUAAUUAAUGAUCCUGGCUUCACAAUGGAACUAUCGCAAAGAAUGACAUAUGAUCAAAUUGCAAAGGCUGUUGCACAGAGAGUAGGAACUGACCCGUAUCUCCUCCAAUUUUUCAAAUGUCAAAAUUACAAAGACUCGCCUGGUCAUCCAUUGAGGUGUACGUUUGAAGGAACUCUGAAAGAAUUAGUUGCUUACUGCAAGCCAAAAACAAAAAAAAUUUUUUACCAACAAUUAAGUAUCCGAAUUAAUGAGCUGGAAAAUAAAAAACAAUUCAAAUGCAUUUGGGUGGGACCUUCGCUCAAAGAAGAAAAAGAACUGAUUCUGUAUCCGAACAAAAAUGGCACGGUUGUUGAUUUGUUGGAGGAAGCUAGAAAGCAGGUCGAAUUGUCUCAAAACGGUUCUGGAAGAUUGAGGAUAUUGGAAGUAAACUGCAAUAAAAUUUUGCCUGGACCCAAAGAUGAUGUUCCUUUAGACAGCUUAAAUACUACUGGCACUAAAACGUAUAGGAUAGAAGAAAUACCACGAGAUGAAUUAAAUUUGGCUGAGGAUGAGAUGCUAGUUCCUGUCGCACACUUUCAUAAGGAUAUCUAUUCCACGUUUGGAAUACCUUUCCUGUUCAAAAUCAAACAUGGUGAACCUUUCGCCAAAUUCAAAGAUCGAUUACUGAAGAAACUUGGUGUGCAAGAGAAGGAGUUUGAAAAGUUUAAGUUUGCCGUGGUUACGUUGAACAAGGCGCAAUUCAUCACCGAAGAUCCAAGCUAUUUCAUCAAUUUAUCCGACUUCCGAACUCACCCAAAUCAAAGUACAGCAUCGCAAAGGACUUGGCUCGGCCUAGAACACGUUAACAAGGCGCCAAAACGUUCCCGAAUCAACUACCUUGAGAAAGCUAUAAAGAUCUACAACUAGAGUCUAAUCCCCGAGGAAUAAAAUUGAGCAGCCACACACGUAAAUACAUUAUUAUGUAGCUCUUUGUACAGUAAGAGUGAUAUAUUGCCGCACGAUGCCAUGAUUGGAGGACGCGUAACUAUUCAGUUGUUCAGCUAGAUAACAAGCAUAUUUUAAAUAAUAUUCUAUUAAUGAUAUUAAGUGAUAUAAUUCCGAGCUUCGUGUAUACGAAGAGAGCGAGUGUGUCGAACAUGCGAUGUGAUGCAAAGUGGGGAAAAGGUUGCAAGGCCUUUUUCGUCGAAAUGCUAAAAGUUUUAUGCAACUAGUGCUUCAAGAUUCGUUUAGUUCCUACCUACAACAUUUAAUGUAUACCACUUUUCAAUGCUCUAAUUUUACUCUAUUUUUUAUUACGCUUAGCUUUGAUAUUACUUUGGAAUAUUGUUGAGUUAAUAUGAAGACAAACAGAGAACAAAUCAAUUUUUUGCAUGCUCGAUACGUGUUGCAGCUCGUUCUAUUGAUCUUCUAAUGAUGCUUUCAAAUAUUUCUGCCAUCGAGACUGGACAAUAUAACUUUUCCAUGUACGUUGGAUACAAGAGUUGAAUGCCAAACUUUAUUUGAAAGUUACUGAAAUUUUUUUUCACAUUCACGGUUUUUUCGCAUAUUUGUUGUGCAAGGAACGAAGAAUCACAAAAGGUUGCUUAAAAUAUGAUUCAUCUAACUAAAUAUUAACGAGACUCAAUCUUCGAGCAUAUUAUAAUGCUAAUGUAAUAUUCGUACUGUUAACUCUCACACUCGCCCACCAUUGCUAGGAAGUGGGGUUUCCCAUGUAAGUAUAUAUAUGUAUAUAUACAUAUAUAUUAUAUAUAUCUUUCAGUGUUCCAAAUUUUUUUUUUUGCAUUCAGGUUGUUUGGAACGUGGACGCUGAUUCGAAUUGUGAAUAAUUUCUGGUGUAAUUUAUUGCUAAAUAGAAUUUUGGUAUAGACGACACCUGACAUUACAGACAAAUUAUCUGAUCAGAUAACAUCAAUAUUUGGUCAUAUUAAGUGCAAGAGAAGUCUAAGAAAUAAUAACAUCAUUGAUAAUAAUUGUCUAGUAUAAAGAAUAUUAAAGGUAAUAAUGGUGUCAUUCAGCUGUGAAUUCUUAACCAGUAAUUAAACAGCAAUUUUUUCUAACACAUUUGGUGCAACGCAAAAGUCGUAAGAACUUUUUAUUAUCGUUUAAAAUAAUGUAUAUGUAUAUCGGUAUUAAAUAGUACGUAAAAUUGUCAUCAUAAAAGUAACAGUAAUAAUACCCAACAAUUUAUUAACUCCUCAAUUGAUUAACAAAAAUUGGAUUUUUGCAAACAUUUGUCCUACAAUAAAUUGUUUUCUUCAUCUGCUUUGUUCGAAAGACAAAGAUUUACGAAGUGUUAGAGAUAAAAUUCGUUUUUAUUGUUUAUCAAUAAAAAAAAUAAAAAUAAAAAAAAACAAUAAAGAAAUUAAAAAUAACUGAUGUCAAUAAGCAUAACUUAAUUGUACAAACUGUAUGACACCGCCGCAUUUGGGUAAAUUAAAAAAAAAUAAUCUCAGAUUAUAACACAUUGCCUGUACUCAUCUCCUAAUUAAUAAACUCAACAA
This is a messenger RNA of Diprion similis, 5722 nucleotides long. RefSeq names its product ubiquitin carboxyl-terminal hydrolase 7 (gene Usp7). Gene Ontology annotation, molecular function: cysteine-type endopeptidase activity; protein binding; cysteine-type deubiquitinase activity. Gene Ontology annotation, biological process: protein deubiquitination; regulation of protein stability. The coding region runs from base 798 to 4127 and encodes 1109 amino acids. The record is from RefSeq and is a predicted model, not a curated record. The transcript is spliced from 18 exons. NCBI's taxonomy places the organism in Eukaryota, Metazoa, Arthropoda, Insecta, Hymenoptera, Diprionidae. Gene Ontology annotation, cellular component: nucleus; cytosol.